AUGGCCGCCAUGGCCCUUGCUUUCGUGCCAUCUCGCCCUGGCUGCCCCCACCAUGGCUGUGGCAUGGCACGACGCGCGCAGCGGGCGCAGCGGGCGCACAGACGCGGCGCGGCGCCGAGCGGUCGCGGCCUAGCCUUGGGUCUAGCGACCGUCGCGACCGCGGCAGCUCGAAGAUCUGGACGCGCAGGCAAAAGGCGCCGUGGCCUUGCGCUGUGUGCAGAACCCCCUUCCGAGUCAGAGGUGGUGGUCAUUGGUAGCGGUUUAGCUGGUCUCACCUGCGCGGGUGUGUUGGCGGCGGCGGGGAAACAGGUCACUGUCCUAGAGUCCCACUAUCACCCGGGCGGCGCGGCCCAUACCUUCCGCGCACGCGCCAAGGGCGUGGAGGGCGACUUCUGCUUUGACUCCGGACCGUCGUUGUAUGGAGGCUUGAGCGGAGAACGCACCUCGUCACCCUUGAAACAUGUCUACCAGAUCCUUGGAGAAGAACCUGAGUGGAUUCAGUAUGACAGGUGGAAUGCCUUCAUCCCAGAGGGCGAAGCGAAUGCAGCCAUUGGCUACGAAGAAUUUGUGACCAAAUUGCUCCCACGAUUUGGUGGUCCUGAUGCCCAAGAGCAGUGGAAGCGUCUGAUGAAGAAUAUCGUUCCAAUGGCCGAUGCGAUUUGCAACGGUCCACCCCCAUCCUUUGUGAGGGAAGAUCUGGGUGCUGCCAUCACCUUGGCCAGAUAUUUGCCCAAGCUGAAGGCCAUCCCCGGAGGUCCGCAGAAACUCUCCGAACCUUUCAGCCAAUUCCUGGAGGAUGCGGGGGUGACGGAUCCCUUCAUCAAGAAUUGGAUGGACAUGUUCGCAUUCUUGCUGCAAGGCUUGCCAUCAUAUGGAGCGCCCACGUCCAUGAUGGCUUACAUGAUGGGAGAUCUCUACAAGAAGAACACCUGCCUGGACUUCCCCAAAGGAGGCAACGAAGCCUUGGUAGAUGCUUUGGUGCGAGGUAUUGAGAAACAUCCAGGUUGUAAAGUGAUCCUGCGGGCCCAUGUGGAGGAAGUGCUUGUGGAGGGUGGCCGCGCCAGUGGGGUCCGUUUGAAGAGUGGAAAGGUCAUCCAGGCGACAGCUGUGGUGAGCAAUACGGAUUGGCAAGUGACCAAGAAACUCAUGAAGAACGCUCCAGAGCUGGAGGAGUUCUUUGGUCAAUGGAAGGACUAUCCCUUGCUGAAAUCCUUCAUCCAUCUGCAUUUGGGUUUCCGUGGCAACGGCCUUCCGAAGAGCCACUGCGCGGACUUCCCGGCGCAGUGGGGGGUCUUCAAUGACUGGUCCGACUUGGAAGCUCCGCGCAAUGCCGUGUUGGUCAGUUGCCCUUCCAUGUUGGAUCCUAACUUGGCCCCUCCCGGAUACCAUGCUCUCCACGCCUACACUCCAGCGACCGAACCAUGGGAAGACUGGGCCCAUUUAGAUGAGAAGAGUGAAGAAUACAAGAAGAAGAAGGAAGAAGCCAAAGAAUUCUUGUAUGCAGCUGUUAGCAAGCAGGUGCCUGAUCUCGAAGACCGGGUGGUGCUCGAACUGGUGGGGACGCCUUUGACGCACCGUCGCUUCUUGCGAAAACCCUCCGGGAGCUACGGUCUUCGAGUGAAAGCGCCUGAGAUGCUACCAGGACACAAGACCCCACUGGAAGGCUUCCACAUGUGUGGCGACAGUACCGCCCCAGGUAUUGGCGUUCCAGCCGUGGUCAUGAGUGGUCAUAUUUGUGCCAACAACAUCCUGAGUGUUCCAGAGCACUGGCGCGUUCUGGACAAGAUCAAAGAUUGGAAGACGGAGCUGGAGAUCUGACCAAGUGGAAAGCAAA
Messenger RNA from Cladocopium goreaui, 1834 nucleotides. NCBI's taxonomy places the organism in Eukaryota, Dinophyceae, Suessiales, Symbiodiniaceae. The record is from the annotation of a GenBank genome assembly.